Molecule: messenger RNA, 1248 nt
Organism: Melampsora larici-populina 98AG31
Lineage: Eukaryota; Fungi; Basidiomycota; Pucciniomycetes; Pucciniales; Melampsoraceae
Exons: 5
Coding region: 1-1248 (415 amino acids)
Source: RefSeq, a predicted model, not a curated record
AUGUCCACUUCGGCGGCUAGGUCUAUCAAGCAGGCGCUGGCCACUGGCCGCAAGCUGCGAAGUUCGGUAAAGAAAUUGGAAUCUGAGUCUCCUGAACAGGAAAUUGUUACCAAGGAUAAGAGGAAGAGAAAACUAAGAUUUGAGUCAUCGGAGGGUAAGAUUCAAUAUGUUCAUCUUGCUUUGUUAUUGUCGAAUCUCACCCAAGCCUCAGAAUCAGAGAACAGUGGCCUCGAAGAUGAGGUGUCAGUUGGUGCACAGACAUCUCGAGAACACGUGAUCAAACUCCUCAAGAAGCGUAUCAUGAAGAAAAGAAGAACUCGAGGUCCUUCGAAAACCACGCAUCGGCGAUCAAAGACACCAAUUGAAGACACCACCUCUGUAGUUCACAUGGAUAAAGAACCUUCAACCGACUUUUCUGUAUACAAAGACAGUGAGAUGGUCUUGAUGUUACGUGAUGUCGGACUUGACACCAGAGGAUUCAACAGACAAGCGUUAAUCCAGAAUUGCAAGACUUACCAGGAUCUAAUCAUACUUCCCUCGCCGGGAAACUUACAUAUUACUAGUCAAACGGAUUUGACUACUGACCCCCCCCUCACAAUUGUGGCACCCGUAGGUUCAACCCAGUUUGGGAAUCAAACCCCCCGCUUCACAUUUGAAGUGCCAUUUGGUUCAAACCAGGGCGGAACUGAUCAAAGUUCAUCAACCUCUAACUUGCCCAGCCUCGAAAAAGGGACAUUGGCUUAUCCCCGCCCAAAACCGACUACCGACUUAGUUCCGUCAAAGAGGGACAAAGGCAAACAGAAAGCACAAGCUUCCGAAAGUGAUUACCAUCCCAGCAGAACUGAUGAAGAAACUGAUCAAGAAGGUGGGAGAGACAACGGCAUUCAGAAGAAAGAUAUUGUUUCUGAUAGAACAGGUGAUUGCAACUCGCAAAGUGGCAAGAAGGACACACAAAAAUCUAUUUCUCCGUGCCUAAGCGAAGGCGAAAUGAAUUGUGACACAGAAAAAGAAGAUACAGAGCCAUUGAUGAAUGAAGAUAGAAAACUCAUUCAAGAGCUUAAAAAGAUCAUUUCAAACACCAAUCAGCGAGUAGACUCCUUGACUCACGAAGUCAGCGUGCUGUCUCAGAUUGUCAAGCAACGACUGCAUAACGAGUCUGAAGGUAUCAGUAAAAAGAAAACCAAGGGCGGCCGCACAUCUGUUUGCUAUCCUAUCUUUUUACAUCAAUAUACCACAGACACACGUUGA